GUCUCCGGCCCCUUGUCGCACCCCUUCCACGUGCGUCGGCUGCGCCUGCGCUGUGCUCCCGGCCCGCCGGCAUCGCUGGCCCUCGAGUGGCCUCCGGAGCGUCGGGUGCGCGGACGGCGGGCGGAGCGAGCCCCGGUGGGCGCUGAGGGCCGGCGGCUCCAGCUCGCGGCGGCUCCGCUUCUCCCCCGCCCGUGUCCUCCCCGCGGAGCGCCGGCGCCGCCAUGGGCCUGCAUUCCAACCUGUCGGUGCGAGUGGAGUGCAUCGCAGCUGUGGCACUGGCUGCUGGGACUGCUGUGGUAGGAUACCUAGCUUACAAAAAGUUUGUGGUGAAAGAAAAACGCUACAGGUCCAUGGUCAACCUUACCAUCCAGAAAGACAACCCCAAGAUAGUGCACGCAUUUGACAUGGAAGACUUGGGAGAAAAAGCUGUGUACUGCCGCUGUUGGAGGUCCAAGAAGUUCCCAUAUUGUGAUGGUGCCCACACAAAACACAAUGAAGAAACUGGAGACAAUGUGGGACCACUGAUCAUCAAGAAGAAGGAGGCGUGAUCGGUAGCCAGCGGAGACUACUUUGUCCUGUUGUUGAUUGUUUUUAUAAGGAAUUCUCUUGCUUCUGUCCAGUUCCCUUUCCCCCAAUAAGCUAAGGCUUUCAUUGAUGUACCCUCUGCCUUACUACCUGUCCAAACACCAUGGUGACCCUCGCUGUAAAUCAUCCUUCUGGCCUGUGGGUUGUUCUUCUGUCUUGUAGGGAUUGUGUUCAUCGGUUUCUUCAAUUUCUAAUAAUGACAGGAUUUUCUUGGAUCUGUAUGUUGAUGUUAAUAUAUUAAAUUAUUUUCAAAAUCAUGUAUAUGCAAAUUGUAAUUGCAUGCCAUAAACAGAUUCGUCACAAAGGUCCUUCCAAAAAGAGUAUAGUUUUUGUUUAAAACUUAGAAGGCCUGACGUGGCUGGUUGAAAAUUUGGCUUUUUACUCGGCACACAAUAGAUGAGGAAAUUUAAAAUUUAUUUGCAGAGUUGAUGAUCUAAAAGAUACUUCCAUUUUUAUUAAUGUUUGCACAUAAAUUGGACUGUCUUCAAGGAAUGGAGAGACAGAUUUACAGGGAUCUUUGAGAUGAUUUAAUUCAUGUCCUUGCUGAUUUCCUCUCAAAUCAAUACUUCAUAUAUUUAGGAGGCAGAAACCAAUCCUGGAAAUGUUUAUCCAAAAUUACUAGAUGCAAAAUAGUUGAGCAAGCACUAAGAUUCCUUGAAAUGUCAAGGUGUUGUUUUUUUUUGCCUACAAGCUGCUGUUGAAAACUGUAGUCGGGGAGGACAGAUGGGCUAGAAAGGGAGGUCAGUAUCUCUUCUUUCAUAACCUCUUGCUUGUUGGUUAAAGCAGAGCAUUGAAAGGCCCUUGCUGCUGGGAAUGGGGAGAGCAUCCAUCUAGAUAAUUGAGGGGAAUUUUCAUUGCUCUACUGAUGGUCCUAUUUAAUAUCAUUGUGAUUCAGUGACACAUGCACUCUCAUACCUCCAUUGGAACCCUCCCUUGUAAUACAUAGGUCAUCAGGUCAAACGAGUCAGUAAAUUUGCCACGUGUAGACAAUGUAUGCCUCAUUCAGUACCUGAAGUCUACAUCUACUCUGUUGAGAUGCAAGGCAUGUUUCACAUGUGGCUGAUGUUAAGGACGUUUAUUUGAAGAGGAAAAUAGGCAUUAAAUCAUAUUCUUCUAACUGUGUGGGGUUUUUUUUCUUAAUUUCAAAAGAGGCAGAAACUCAGAAUAAUAAGAUUUUUGUGACAUAGACCAAAGAAAAACAUUUCAGAUUCUUGGAGGAGAGAGAGAAAAUAGGAAAUUGAAAAUAACUAUUAAUAAUACAAGUGUUAAAACUAGUUCUUUCUUAUCUUAAAUAACAGAGUUUGAGAUUUUUUCCCAAAGAUCUAAAGUAGACAGAUGAGAAUUUUCUGGAUCAGUGUAUUUAAAUAAAGGAAAUUAGGAGUUUACUGACAUUAUUAAUUGGAGGAGUUUGAGAAGAUGCCACAUAUGAAAUAUAAAUGUUUGAAGACAAGAGAGAAACAAGUUUCACGUAAACCUGGUUCAGAAAACGUGCUAAUUCCAAAUGUCAGAACUUAAUCUGAACUGACCAAAUCCAUGAUAGAGGCAGAAAAGUGACUUUUAGCCAUUCCUCCUGAUAGAAUUGGAUUCUUAAGUGAAGUAUUUCUCUGUGAUUUGAAGUGUCUUGAAUUGAUAUUUACUAAGGGCCAGUGAGUGACCAGCUCACUAUCAUGAAUACCGUGAUGAAGACAGAUGUCGCUCUGUUGCCUCACUGGAGCUAUUUGCUACUGAUACAAGCAGUAUUAUACACACUGCAAUAUGCAUGCAGAAUAGCCAUCUUGAUCUAAUGUCCUUAAACAUAGCCUGUGUAAUACAUGGAAAUCCAGCAUAGCUUCCCAUAACACUUUUCCCAUGAGUUAGAUUUUCUUUGAUCAAUUUUGUGUUUUUCCUAGAAGUGAGUUCAGUAGAGGCAGCAGUGAUCUUUAAAAGGCUUACAAGUUGUCUUUAAUCAGAAAACCUCAUCCAAGAAAUCGGCUCUUCUUGGAUUAAAUCCCCAAAUUAUGAAUGAACAUAUACCCCUAAAUUGAGUAUAGCUUAAUUCAGUUGUCUGUGGUUUUAACUUGGAAGUGUCCUACACUGUGACUUUGGUCAGACAGGUGUUUUUACAAUUUUACCGAAGAAUAAUUCUGUCAUAGUUCUCAGAAUACCUGUUGAGUAGAAAGAGGAGGGGUUUUUUAAUCUGCUCUUGAUCACAGGUCAUUGAUAGUAGCAAUAUAAUAUGCUAAAUGUACUUUCAAGGGCAUGUUCACAUUUUGUUAUAAGAUUUUGAACUAAAGUUACUUCAUUCUGUGAAA
Sarcophilus harrisii (Tasmanian devil) is the source of this 2876-nucleotide messenger RNA. It is a transcript of the gene CISD1, whose product is annotated as CDGSH iron sulfur domain 1. The coding region runs from base 222 to 548 and encodes 108 amino acids. The transcript is spliced from 3 exons. Gene Ontology annotation, molecular function: 2 iron, 2 sulfur cluster binding. The record is from RefSeq and is a predicted model, not a curated record. Lineage: Eukaryota; Metazoa; Chordata; Mammalia; Dasyuromorphia; Dasyuridae. Gene Ontology annotation, cellular component: mitochondrial outer membrane; intracellular membrane-bounded organelle. Gene Ontology annotation, biological process: regulation of autophagy.